AUGCGAAAAGAGUGGGAACAGGAGGGGAAAAUAUGCAAGCAUGGUAGAGAACUCUACAAGCUCGGAGUGCGAACGGGCAAAGCGAUCCUCGAUAUAGGUAUCGGGGCACAUAGAGCAAUUAGCUCGGCUAUUACGUAG
Penicillium oxalicum is the source of this 138-nucleotide messenger RNA. RefSeq lists its product as uncharacterized. The transcript has a single exon. The coding region runs from base 1 to 138 and encodes 45 amino acids. NCBI's taxonomy places the organism in Eukaryota, Fungi, Ascomycota, Eurotiomycetes, Eurotiales, Aspergillaceae. The record is from RefSeq and is a predicted model, not a curated record.